Melitaea cinxia (Glanville fritillary) is the source of this 2136-nucleotide messenger RNA. It is a transcript of the gene Seipin, whose product is annotated as seipin. The record is from RefSeq and is a predicted model, not a curated record. Bases 52 to 1080 code for a protein of 342 amino acids. Gene Ontology annotation, cellular component: endoplasmic reticulum membrane. The transcript is spliced from 9 exons. NCBI's taxonomy places the organism in Eukaryota, Metazoa, Arthropoda, Insecta, Lepidoptera, Nymphalidae. Gene Ontology annotation, biological process: lipid storage; lipid droplet organization.
UUCGAUAACGGAUUUAUAAUUUUAUUAAUAACACCGUUUAUUUGAAGAAAUAUGGAUGUUCUAGCUUAUACUAAUCCCUUUAAAGUUCUUCGCGAUUUCGUUCGUCAUCCAAUAGCGGCUUUUGUGAAUGAUCAGUACACGGGAUAUAAGAAGAAGACUAAUGAUAGUAUUACGAGUGUAAAAGAGAUUUUAUAUAGAUUAGCAGUACUUUCAGUGUUUCUGUCGGCAAUUUUGUGGAUAUCAAUUUUCCUGUAUGUUGUGUUCUACUACACUUAUAUGCCGAAUGUGACGCACGUUCGACCAGUACAUUUGCAGUUCAAAUCAUGUGACGAAAACUUAGGUGUAUGUUCGUUCCCAUCAGCGCAUGUUCAGCUAACAAGACGGAGUCACAUGCUAAUGUCUUCACAAGCAUAUCGCAUUAAACUUCUUCUUGAAGUGCCAGAGUCUCAGAUUAAUAAGGACUUAGGUAUGUUCAUGGUUUGUGCUCAGAUGAGGGCUGCUGGUGGUGUAUUAGUAUCAUCAUCUUGUAGAUCAACAAUGCUAAGACAUAGAUCAAGACUGCAUCAAAUAAUGCGAACAUUAGCUUACGCUCCUCUAUUGGUAGCAGGUAUACAUGAAGAGAAACAGUUAAUACAAGUGGAACUUUUCACUGACUUUCAAGAUGAUCCAAAUCGUCCAGUAACCGACGCCUACGUCGAGUUACAGUCGCGUUUCCUACAAGUGUUCUCGUGCGAGCUUCAGAUCGAAGCCCACUUCACUGGCUUGAGAUACGUCAUGUACUACUGGCCUAAGAUCUCCGCGCUAAUUGGUAUUUCGUCUAACUUAUUCUUCGUAUCAUUACUAUUCAUACUGAGCUGGUACCACUUACAAGACGGUCUCCCUGACUUUGUAAAGAACAAACUGGGAAUAGAGAAAAAGAAAGAAAAAGAAAACGACGACAAGAAAUUAUAUGGAAAGAUGAAGUUGGAACGAGAAGACUCUUUUCCGUUCAUCGAAGAAGAAACGCUUCUAGAAGAGUUCCAGAAAUUAGAAGAACAGAAAGAGAAAAAGAAAUCUGUAUCUCCAGAAGAUGGUGAAUAAAAUGAAAAUGGAUAUUUAUAUGGAAUUAAUAGAUAUAAGACUGAUAAUGUAAAUAGGACAUACAUUUAUAAAAUGUGAUUAUUUUUUUACAGGGUUGUGUUUAUUAUUUAACAGGGAAUAGACUAUGCUGCUUACGUAUGUCAUGUUUUAUCUGUUGUACAAUUUUAUUUAUUGAUAUAAAAAAAAACAACACAAAUGGAGCGAAAAUAGUUUUUAAUCGUUUAGAAAAACUGACUGCAUGUUUCUAGCAUGUUCUAAGAAAUGCUUUUAAUAUAUUUACUAGUUUGUUAAUUUUAUAUUAUAUUUGUAAUAUUUUAAAUAAUGCUUCACGUAGUAAUUUUCUAAGAUAUAAACUGUAAUUGAAUUAAAUGUAAAAUUGAAUAAUUGUAAUAUUUUUAUACCGCACAUCCGCUAGAAAAAUGUUGCUAUCCAUAACAAUGUACAGGAUCAUAUGGGAGGAUAAGUACCUAUAUUAUUUAGUAAAAGUAUAUAAUAUAGUAUAUUUCAUUUAAUUUGUGGGAUUUUUUGUAUUUCUUAAUUUAUCACACUAUUUGCUGACGUUUUAGCUGGAAAAUAUAUCAAAUAAACUUACUUAUAAGUUAAAAAAAAAAAAAAAAACUAUACAUUAUGGCCCUCUUUAAGAAGGUUUAAUAUGAACGUAAUGCUUAUUUACCUAAAUAACGAGCACCAUAAUUAUUCGGCUGAGAUGCUCUUAAAAGUUUGUAACAGCAAAUAUAUGCCAAUAAAAAGAAGACUUUAAUACUUUUUUACGAUGUCGUGGCUACAUUUAUUGUUUUGUGCUAUCGACUACACUUGCAACUAUUUUUAUGGAUUUUUUUUGUGUGUACAACAGAUCAAAUUUAAUUUAUAAGUGAGGAAGAGUAGAUAUAUAGAUUAUAUAGAAUUUUGCGACUUAUUUUAAUAUUUCAGCGGAUUUGUGAUAUACCCUAAUAAUCAUAUCAAGCUAAAAUACUGAACUGUUCGAUUUUAUUUGUAUGUUGUAUUGUUGUAAAAUUUUAAUCAUAAUGUGGGAUAAAAUAUGUGAUUGUUUAGACA